Pimephales promelas (fathead minnow) is the source of this 3573-nucleotide messenger RNA. It is a transcript of the gene sardh, whose product is annotated as sarcosine dehydrogenase. Gene Ontology annotation, cellular component: mitochondrion. The record is from RefSeq and is a predicted model, not a curated record. Gene Ontology annotation, molecular function: protein binding. Lineage: Eukaryota; Metazoa; Chordata; Actinopteri; Cypriniformes; Leuciscidae.
UGCAACCAAUGGAUCUGGGCUGCAGUGUGCACUAACAGUACACAGCACCAGCAAAAAUCAUUUGUGUGUGUGUGUUUUCUUUCCUUAUUAGUGGACUUAUUCAUCUUGACAGGGGCCAUGGCCUUCUUGGGAACAGUGGUGCGGAGGGUGACGGCAUGCCAUCAGCACUUCUCGCCCCUCUGCCGCGCCACCACCCGCUGCUACACCUCCCAGUCUACACACACCACAGAGAAGAGUGUCCCUUAUGAGAAAACCCUCAAACAGGAGGAUGGCAUCAGUGGGCCCACCAAACCACUGCCAAAGUCUGCAGAUGUUGUGGUGAUAGGAGGAGGAAGCCUGGGUUGCCAGACCCUCUACCACCUGUGUAAAAUGGGCAUGACCAAUGUGGUUUUGCUGGAGAGGGACAGAUUGACUGCAGGCACCACCUGGCACACGGCGGGUCUUUUGUGGCAGUUAAGACCAAGUGAUACUGAGGUGGAACUCUUGGCUCACACUCGCAACGUGAUCAGCUCAGAGCUGGAGGAGGAGACGGGACUCGAGACGGGCUGGAUCCAAAAUGGAGGCCUGUUCAUCGCUUCCAACAAGCAGCGACUUGACGAGUACAAGCGCCUCAUGUCGUUGGGUAAAGUGUACGGCAUUGAGUCAUACGUCCUGUCGCCGGCUGAGACUAAAGACCUGUAUCCUCUGAUGAAUGUGAAAGAUCUUUAUGGCACACUCUAUGUGCCUAAAGACGGCACCAUGGACCCAGCUGGCACCUGCACCACCCUCUCCAGAGCGGCCACGGCACGGGGUGCCACUGUGAUCGAGAACUGUCCAGUGACAGGUGUCCAGGUUAAGGUGGAUGAUUUUGGUGUGAAGAGAGUGAAAGCUGUAGAAACUGCUCAUGGGACCAUCCAAACUCCAUGUGUGGUGAAUUGUGCAGGUGUCUGGGCCACUAAGCUAGGUAAAAUGGCAGGUGUCAAUGUUCCAUUGGUAGCCAUGCAUCAUGCUUAUGUUGUCACAGAAAGAAUCGAGGGAAUUCAGAAUAUGCCCAACGUCAGGGACCAUGAUGCAUCCGUCUACCUCCGUCUCCAAGGUGACGCUCUUUCUGUGGGAGGCUACGAACAGAACCCUAUAUUCUGGGAUGAUGUGUCUGAUAAGUUUGCCUUCAGCUUGUUUGAUCUGGACUGGGACGUCUUUAUGCAACACAUCGACGGAGCCGUUAACAGAGUGCCUGCUCUGGAGCAAACUGGAAUCAAAUCCACUGUCUGUGGUCCAGAAUCCUUCACUGCGGACCAUAAGCCUCUGAUGGGUGAAGCUCCCGAAGUGAGAGGCUUUUUCCUUGGCUGUGGCUUCAACAGUGCAGGUAUGAUGUUGGGGGGAGGAUGCGGCAAAGAGCUGGCUCACUGGAUCAUUCAUGGGCGUCCCGAGAAAGACAUGUACGGAUACGAUAUCAGGCGGUUCCACCAUUCCCUGACCGAAAACAAUCGCUGGAUCAGAGAGCGAAGUCACGAGUCAUACGCCAAAAACUAUUCAGUAGUUUUUCCCUUCGAUGAACCUUUGGCCAGCCGCAACAUGAGGAAAGAUCCCUUCCACCAGGUGCUACAGGAGCAGGGCUGUGUGUUUCAAGAGAGACACGGCUGGGAGAGACCUGGAUGGUUCAACCGAGAUGGACCUGCUCAAGUUCUAGAUUAUGAUUACUACGGAGCCUAUGACGUCCCCAAGAACACUGUGAACAAAUACAGCCAGAUACUUGGCAAAGAGUACACUUUUGACUUCCCUCCACAUCAUGAUGUGAUUCGGCACGAGUGUCUGACCUGUAGGAAUGCUGUAGCUGUGUUUGAUAUGUCUUACUUUGGUAAGUUUUACUUGACUGGGCCGGAUGCAAAGAAGGCUGCUGAUUGGCUGUUUACAGCGGAUGUCAACAAAGCUCCAGGCUCCACAGUCUACACCUGCAUGUUAAACAAGAGGGGUGGAGUUGAGUCUGACCUCACCGUCAGUCGUUUGGAGCCAAGCCCCGCCCACCUCCCACUGACACCCCAGUCUAACGGUGAUGCGUACUACCUGGCCAUUGGAGGUGGUGUGGCGCAGCACAACUGGAGCCACAUCCAGUCAACGCUGCAGGACCAAGGUUUCCGCUGCACACUAAUAGACCACACUGAGGACAUGGGCAUGAUCAGCAUUCAGGGACCCAAGAGCCGUGAGCUUCUGCAGGAAGUGUUGGACUCCGACCUCAGUAAUGAUGCUUUUCCCUUCUCCACACACAAGAUAGUGAACGCAGCCGGACACAAGGUGAGGGCCAUGCGUCUGUCAUUCGUGGGUGAGAUGGGCUGGGAGCUUCAUAUCCCGAAAGAGUCCUGUCUGCCCGUCUACCACUCCAUCAUGGCCGCCGGUGCCAGAUACGGCAUCUGUAAUGCUGGAUACAGGGCCAUUGACUCCCUGAGCAUUGAGAAAGGUUACAGGCAUUGGCAUGCAGAUCUGCGUCCUGAUGACACUCCACUGGAGGCGGGACUUGCAUUCACCUGUAAGAUGAAGACCUCCAUUCCAUUCCUGGGUCGGAAGGCAUUGGAGGCCCAAAAGGCUGAGGGUUUGCGCAGACGAAUCGUCUGUUUCACAGUUGAUGAGAAAGUGCCAAUGUUUGGUCUGGAAGCUAUUUUCCGCAACGGCGUUCCUGUGGGCCACCUGCGGCGCUCCGAAUUUGGGUUUGCCAUUGACAAGACUAUUGGCUAUGGUUAUAUUCGCAACCCAGACGGUGGUGUGGUGAGCCCUGAUUUCGUCCGCAGUGGCGACUUCACGCUGGAGAGGAUGGGCGUCACAUACAGAGCUACAGCUCACUUGAAAUCACCAUUUGACCCCGAAAACAAGCGCAUUAAGGGCAUCUACGGCUCUCCACAAGCACACAAGGCCAGAGCGUAAUCGAUCCAGACCUUUAUCCAACACAUCAGCAUCAGCAUUCCUGGACAAAAAAAAAUGACUGUUUCUUCUGGAUUUAUACUUACUGUCUUAAAGGGAUGAUCCGCCAUUACGGAUCAUAGAAGGACAAAGUACUAAUGUGAAUUUUCAAAAAUAAAAUAAACUGGUUAUUCACUGUAAUCGUGUUCAGCAUCUUCCUGUGCCUUAAAGUUCAUCGUUUCCAAAAAGAAAUCUUUCAGAAAAUAAUAUUUUAGUGAGUACACCAUCAUGAGCCUGACUCACUUAUUUGUGCUGGUUUGAAUAUUUGUGACUUUUUUCAUUGAAUAGCUGUGCAUGUCAAAUUUAACAAUAGGGAUAAUGUUUGCCAAAUGGAAUUAAAUAAAGAUAUUGUCUUGAUUUGAAGGUCUGUUUUGUGUACAUGUUACAAAUCAUCUUUUACGCUGUAUUUUCCUGACAGAACGAGAGAAACCGAACGUGAUUUCUGCAUGUUGGGCAAUUAAUUAAAUUCAUAUUUUAUAGUAUUUACCUAUUUUCCACAUAGUAAUAAUUAAUAAUAGUAAAAACUCUUUCUUAUGUCUGAUUUUGAAGCCGACUGCUGUUUAACUUUUUUUGUUGUUUAAAUGAAAAGUGAAAAUCUAAUACAUUUGAAAGAAUUAAACCAAAUUUUGUCAUAUUGUGAAA